CACCAGGACAAGCAGCUGAGGAAUCCCUGCGGCUCACUCUGCGCUGUGCUGCCGUCCUCAGGAGGACAGGUUUUGAUGACCUAGUCUGAUUACAGCAUCUUUGACAGCUUUAAAGGAAUUUGCUCGAGGGAAGGCGACAGCUGCUGCUCUGAUGAAGGAUUUUUCUGAGCAGGCCUCCCAAGCAAGACGUGUCAGGAUGAGACGCAGCCUUCGCUUUUCAUCACGACCAACAGGUUGUUAAACUGCAAUCAAAAGCACUUAGUAGGAAUGAAUCUGUCUCUAUUAUGAGAUUUGAACUCCUGACAUCUUCAUCCACUGGAACAUGAGUGCCCAGGACACAACAGAGAGGGGAUUUUGAGAUCAUUUUUCAAGCCCUGUGGCUGUGAGCCAGUUGCAGCAUGAGGAAAAGCCCUCCAACACCCCAAUGUACAGGAAAGAGAAGACAGAUGACAGUAGCUGCCCUCCUUCAAUACUGAGGAAAAGGCCACCCGUGGACCAGGCUGUGGGGGAAAAGAGGAAAGCAGAGAGAAGGGUUCGAUUUCGUGAGCCAGAAGAAGUCAUUGAACAUGUUAUUUCCUGCUGUGACUACGUAGUGGUACAUGACAGGUCAUCACCUGGAUUGCCUAUGCUCCUGGGGCUAUCAUUCUGUGUGGUACUGAUCCUGGCUGCAAGUCUCUUCUACGCCAGCAUGAAACAAGAUACCAAAGUCCUGGAGGAGUUUCAAUCCCGACUUGUUAUCUUCUUUCUUCAGAUAAGACACAUUGCUCAUAAAUGCUGGACUUGGUUUACAAGGUAGUAGCGAUGUCCUCCAUUUGCAGGAAGGCAGCACUGAUAACCACCACAUGUCAGAGUGAAUGUCCCAGCCCACAUUUAAGGAACACAUGAGCAUCCACCUUGAAGAGCAAAAAAAAAAAAAAAAAAAAAAAACACCACCCAUUUUGUGCACUUUCUAGUAUCUACUUUUUUUUUUUUAUUUAAUAUUUCUGAAUGAUAGUAGUAGCACUACUGUCCCACCAAUCUGAUGCUCCAUUAUCCUUAACAGCAAACGAGGGUCUGAAUUUUGUCCCCCGAAGAGAUUAUGAACUGCUGCUAUGAGGAGCAAGGCCAGAGAGAAAUUUAUUGACCUGUGCAUGCAGAAGCACAUUGAAAGAAGUCUCCUGAGUCUCAGGUCAAAGAAUUAAAUACCAAACCAUUUUUCUCCUCAAGCCUCCUAAGAACUAGUCCGCAAAAUUUAACAUAAAGCUGAACUACUGCACAAACACUGCUCUGGUGGCCAAAGUCUUGGCAAGCUGCUAUAUUUAUAUACCUGAAAUGACUGCUAGUAGAAUAUCAGCAAAUGGUUUUCUCAUUUCCCUUUAUGCUCCCUCCCCCCCGUGGGCAAAAGCAGUUUUUUAAUGUUUCACUUGACUCCUAGGUGUGAAAAAUAACAUGAAAACUCAUUUAAAUACUAAACAGUGCAAUUGCCUAACACAAUACAGAGCAGCAUUGAAUCCCAAGUUAAUUACCAAAUCAGAACUUAAUCCUCUAGGUUUGAUUCCAUUCAUAAACCCAAAAUUUAUGGUUGUGUUUAUCUUCAGUGGAAGCUUUCACAUUUAUGCCUGCAUGCUUAAGGGUAUUAUAGACUGUUCAUGAAGGUGUUUGGUCAAAGCCCUGUUAUCCUCUGUUGUAGUACCAUACAGUGCACCUCUCUGGAGGGAACCAAGCAUAUGCAAUCUUAUGAGCUUCAGCUAUGUUUUGUUCUUAGAAUCACAGAAUUGCUCAGGUUGGAAAAGACCUUCAAGAUGAAGUCAACCAUAGACAGAAACAGCAUGAUUAUUUUCCAGGCCCUAGGUUCUUGUCAAGUAAUACUUGAUACAUGUAUAAGGGUGAUGGUGACAGCAGAGCCCAUAAAAGCUGAAGAAAGAAAACUGUGGAGAAGAGGGAAGAGAUGCCCACAAGACCUUGGCUUUAACUCCUCCACCUCAGUAAUGCAUCAAAAAGAAAAAGCUUUAUUCCUAAUUGACUUUCAAAAAAAAAAAAAAAAGCAAGCUUAUCCAGGCAGCCCAAAAAUUUAAACCAGACAGAAGGUAGAAGAAAACCAAUUACAGAGCCUUCACACAGAGCAGAGUGGCAAGUUGACAAAUAACGAGUACCAAAAAAAUAUAUAUAUUUGUAGCUAUUAAGAACUGACUUGGGCAGAUAUUCUCAUGCUGUGAAGGCAGAAGCAAUUGCACCUGGGGAGCUGCUGGUCUGGAACACAGAGGGCACUGCAGGAGCAUUUGGCUCAGUGACUCUAUGCAAAAGACUCAUGCACCCCAGCUCACAGGAUAAGUCCCCUGCGGCUUCCCUGCCUUCCCUCCACUCACCCCACUGUUGGGAUAAUAAAGAAGCAGCUUUAAACUUA
This is a messenger RNA of Centrocercus urophasianus (Greater sage-grouse), 2383 nucleotides long. RefSeq names its product chromosome unknown C14orf180 homolog (gene CUNH14orf180). NCBI's taxonomy places the organism in Eukaryota, Metazoa, Chordata, Aves, Galliformes, Phasianidae. The record is from RefSeq and is a predicted model, not a curated record. The transcript has 7 exons. The coding region runs from base 425 to 796 and encodes 123 amino acids.